CUCUUCACCACCGCCAGCUUCACAAUACUACGUAACGGCAGGCUCCUAGUUCUCCAAUGAAUGAGCCUGUUUUCGCGCUGUGCGCAGAAGAGACAUAGGCCCAUGGCUGGGCGCCCGAUCUGGAAAACUCGUUCCGAGUAUACUGAGAGGUUGGGAAUCAGCAGAGGUCACAUUUCAAUCGUCUUUUCUCUUGUUUGUUUAUGUACUCGUCUGGGCGCAUAUUCCCCGUCAUUGUUUUUGCAGCGCGCAAACUCGGUGUCACGUGCCUUGUUCUGCCCGACAUGACGUCCGCCCUCCAUGGUCGUCAACCCAUGUCGGGCGCAAUGUCCCAGCUAUUUUCGAAUCACUUCACUCCACCCUUGCUCUACCCUGUCAACAUGCAUUGCUGCCUUUCACCUUGCGUUCCAGAAUCCAGCAUCCUCUUCCGUUGUCACAUCCUAUUCCUUGCUGCGACUCACGGUUCCGCAUGCUGCAAGUAUACUUGCCAGCAGCUUUUGUUGUCUACCAUCACACGCUUGUUAUCGUGACAUGGACCUCUCCACACGUAGUUGUACUCGGUGUAGCACUCUACUUUUCGCAUGAUGCUGGCGUCAGCUAUUUGCGGCCUGUUCAGUCUCGCUUGCGUUGAUAUGGAGUGAACUGAGCCAACCCU
This is a messenger RNA of Bipolaris sorokiniana ND90Pr, 652 nucleotides long. RefSeq lists its product as uncharacterized. The record is from RefSeq and is a predicted model, not a curated record. The transcript is spliced from 2 exons. The coding region runs from base 201 to 527 and encodes 108 amino acids. Lineage: Eukaryota; Fungi; Ascomycota; Dothideomycetes; Pleosporales; Pleosporaceae.